This is a messenger RNA of Iphiclides podalirius (scarce swallowtail), 4143 nucleotides long. The record is from the annotation of a GenBank genome assembly. Lineage: Eukaryota; Metazoa; Arthropoda; Insecta; Lepidoptera; Papilionidae.
AUGGAUAUGGCAGAAGUGAAGUCGUUCAACGCGGAGCUAUCCGGGUUGUACGAUAACAAACCUCCUAUCUCGAAGGCCAAGAUGAGCGCUAUUACAAGAGGUGCUAUAAAAGCUAUAAAGUUUUAUAAACAUGUAGUUCACAGUGUAGAGAAGUUCAUUCAGAAGUGUAAGCCAGAAUAUAAAGUUCCUGGUUUGUAUGUGAUAGAUUCGAUAGUGAGACAGUCUCGGCAUCAAUUUGGACAAGACAAAGAUGUGUUUGCACCGCGAUUUGCGAAGAAUAUGCAACAAACUUUUGCUAAUUUGUUCAGGUGUCCACCAGAAGAUAAGCGUAAUAUAAUUCGUGUAUUGAACUUAUGGCAGAAGAACAAUGUAUUUGGCCCAGAGGUUAUACAGCCAUUGAUGGACAUGGCAGAUCCGAAUCAUCCACUGCAUCAAGAAAUACAACAACAACAGAAUAAUACUGCCAAUGGGAGUAGUUUGAACAUAACCCACAACACCACAGACAGCAAAAUGUCACCCAUGCCUGCAUCACAACACACACCUCAUACAUCCUCUCCUAUGGAUGACCAGUUCCAGGAUCAGCAAUCAGGUCCACCGCCUGGUGUAAAAUUUAACCGCAAGCUUCUGAAUGACUUUGAAUAUGAAAGUGAAGAUGAUGCAGUUGGUUCAGAACCAAUGCCCUCCUCGGCGCACUCAACCCACUCGAGCCUUGGAACGCAUGCCUCCAGCCAGCCGCACCAGCAGCACCAGUCCCACCCACCUCACCAAUCCCAUGCAACACACCCACCACACCAGUCGCAUAACCCAACUGAUGCCCUUGGAAGUAUCCUUACAAAUCCAGAAAUCAUGAGGCAACUUCAAAGUUUACAGGCACAAAUGCAAAUGAUGACUGGUAUGCAAAUCCCCAACUUAAUGCCCAUGAUGUCGGAUAUGCAAUUGCAACAGAAUGCUAAUCAAGGUCUUCCGUUUUUGAAUUCCCAACAAGAGUGUCAGAAGCAGGGCGAGCCCAAGGAGGACAUGGCCAACGAGUCGGACAUCGAGUUCGUGGAGACGGGGCCGCAGGUGAUCGAGAUCCCCGACGCCAACGACUCGAGGAGCCCGUCGCCCGGAGGCCGGCGCCGGCACCGGUCGCGCUCGCGCUCCAAGUCGCCGCGGCGGCGCCGGGCGCGCUCCCGCUCGCGCUCGCGCUCGCCGCGCCGGCGCCGCCGCGAGCGCGAGGCCGAGCGCGAGCGCCAGCGCGAGCGCGACAAGAAGGGCCUGCCGCCCGUCAAGAAGGACAACCUCAGCGUGUGCAGCACCACGCUGUGGGUGGGCCACCUCUCCAAGCUGGCCACGCCCGAGGAGCUGUCCGACCUGUUCGGCGCCUGCGGCGGCGUGCAGAGCAUCGACGUGGUGGCGCCGCGCGGCUGCGCCUUCGUCGUCAUGGAGCGGCGCCGCGACGCCGCCAAGGCGCUCGCCAAGCUCAACCGGCACAAGCUGCACUCCAAGGAGAUCACGGUGGCGUGGGCGGCCGGCAAGGGCGUCAAGGGCCGCGAGUGGAAGGACUACUGGGAGGCCGACCUGGGCGUGGCCUACCUGCCGUGGGAGGCGCUGCAGCAGCGCUGGGCGCUGGGCGCGCUGUCGCUGGACGCGCUGGAGGAGGGCGGCGCCGUGGACGAGGACACGCUGCCGCCGUGGCUGCCGCCCAGGAUCCUGCCCAAGGCGGUGCUGGACAUGCCGCUGCUGGGCGCGCCCAUGGCGCCGCCGCUAGCGCUGGGCGCCGUGGGCGUGCGCGUGCCGCCGCCGCAGGAGCUGCCCGAGCGCGGCGCGCUGGGCGAGGCCGUGUGGCGGCGCCUGGCCUUCGCGCCCGUGCGGCCCGCGCUGCCCGCGUUGCCCGCCUUGCCCGCGCUGCCCGCCUUGCCCGCCAUGCCGGCGCUGCCGCCCGCCGUGCCAGGUCUUCAGCGCGAAGGGCCCCUGCUGGGCUUCCCGGGCGGGGUGCCGCCGCAGUCGCUGCCGCAGUCAGGCAUGGUAGGAGGGUUUCUGGGCGGUCUGGUGGGAUCGCACGUGGGCGGGCUGGUGCUGCCCCUGCAUCAUCAACACCAACACCAGCACCAUCAGCAGCCGCAGCACCCCGCGCCGGAGGGCGGAGGCGCCGCCACGCCCUCCGCGCCCGACGACGCCAUGGACCUGGACACGGACGAGGCGCACGCGGAGGCGCGCGACGCGCCGCUGCUGCCGGACCAGGUGCGCCCCGCCCCCGCCGCCCCGCCGCCCCACUCCGCCCCGCCGCCCCCCGCCGCCCCCCGCCGCCGGCUCACCGCCACGUCCGCUCUGCGCCAGAUCCAGGCGCUGCUCCACCGCCGGCCGAGGAGAGGCGUGGACGAGGAGCAGCGCCGGGAGCGCGACAAGGAGCGCCGGGACCGGGACCGGGACCGGGACCGAGACCGCCGCGACCGAGACCGGGAGCGCAGAGACCGAGACCGAGACCGGGACCGCGACCGCCGAGACCGGGAGCGCGGCCCUCGCGAGAGAGAACGAGACGACCGGCGCGAGCGAGAGCGCGACCGCGGCCGGGAGCGGCGGGAGCGGGAGCGGGAGCGGGGCGGCGGCGGGGGCGGGGGCGGGGGCGGGGCCGGGGGUGGGGGCGGCAGUGGGGGCGGCGGCGGCGGCGGGGGCGGGGCGGCCAGCGCGCGCGGCCGCGACAGGUCGCCGCGCGACGAGCGCAGCCUGCAGGAGCGGCUGUGGGCGAUGGCCAACGGCGCCGCGCCCGCGCCCCAAGGAGCGGAGGAGCCGACGGCGGAUUCGGGCGCGGUGGGCGCCGAGGACGGCGUGGAGGCGGCGGGCGCGGCGGGGGUGACGGGCGGGACGGGCGCUGCGAGCGGGACGGGUGCGGCGAGCGUGACGGGUGCGGCGGGCGUGACGGGCGCGGCGGGCGUGACGGGCGCGGCGGGCGUGACGGGCGCAGCGGGCGUGACGAGCGUGACGGGCGCAGAAUCGAGGGCGGCAGCGGGCGCGGGCCCCUGGCCGCGGGCGCCUCCCUUCCGGCCCGAGUUAAGAAUGAGAGGGCCACCCGCCAGAGCGCCUGCGAGAGGGCCCUGGAUGGAGGUGCAGGGGCCGUUCGGGCCCCGCUUCAACGGCAUGGGGCCGCCGCCCUUCAGCCGGCCGCCGUUCGAAAGGCCUCCCUUCGACGGCGGGCCCCUGUUCGAGGGGCGCUUCGAGAGACCCCCCUUCAAUCGCAUGCCCUUCGACAUGAACAGGCCGCCCUUCGAUGGACCCCGGCCGCCUUUCGAUGGCCCUAGACCGCCUUUCGACGGCCUCAGGCCGCCUUUCGAUGGCCCGAGACCGCCUUUCGAUGGUCCGAGACCGCCUUUCGAUGGGCCGCGACCGCCGUUUGAUGGCUCGCGACCGCUUUUCGACGGGCCGAGAGUGCCUUUCGAUGGACCCAGGCCAUCCUUCGAUGGGCCUAGACCUCCGUUUGAAGGGCCCCCGAGGCAGUUUGAAGAUUUUGAAGGAGAAAGGCCCUUCGACGCGCCACGGUUCGACGGACCUCCAGAUUUCUUUGAUAGGGGUAAUAGGCGGUUUGAGGAAAGGGAAUUUAACGAGAGGGGCUGGAAUGGAGAAAGAGAAAGAGAUUGGGAUAGGAGAAACGAAUGGGACGAUAGAAGGAAGGACCGCAGAGGUAGGGAACAACACGACGAUAGAAUCAGAGAAAGGAAUGAUAGGAGAAGAAAUGUCGACGAAAGGCCGAGACAACCGCGAGAGGAGAGAAAUCCACGAAAGGAUAAAGAUAGGAAAUCUAGGUGGAGUGCGGUCGACGAGAUCGUUCAGAGCGAGGAGCCGGAGAGCGUCGAGGAGCCGGAGAGCGUCGGCGAAGACGUGCAAGAGGCGGAUCGAAGUAGCGAGGGCGGAGCCAUCGCGCUGAAUAGCGAAGGCGACGCGGGCGAAGGCGACCAGCCGCAGCAGCCGGAGGAGCCGGGCGGCGCAGGGGGCGGAGGGGGCGGAGGGGGCGAUGGGGGCGGAGGGAGGGGGCCGGCGGGGGGCGCGCAGGAGGCCGGGGCGGAGGCGCCGAGCGCAGAGGCCGAGGAGGCCAAGGAGGCCGGCGAGAAGGAGGCAAAGGAGGCCGUGGAGGCCGACGAGGCCAGGGAGGCCAGGGAGGCGCUGGCU